GCGGAGACGGGCUGAAAUGAUACCCUAGGCCGUGCCGGCGUUUCCAGCUGCAGACAGUUAUCACAUUUGCUAGGGGAUCAACGUGUCGUGGCUUCAUGAACCACGUAACCCUUUGUUCCCGGCGCGAAAAUCCCUCAUGUUCCUUGUCAAACGGUCUUAGUUGGCGCUCGGAGAGGUCGUGGUGUGUUGUUCUCGAGCAAUCCGGACCUCUCAUGCCAUAGGGGAUGGAGCAUUCGUGAACGAGAAUACGAUCACGUGCCGGUUGGUGUAUGCCGAGUCACAGUCCGCUUCAAGAAUAUUUUUUGGGCCCAACAAGCGAUUGGCCAAUGGCUCCCGCUAUUGGUACCUCCGUGGAAUCAGACGAAGCGAUACACGGGCCAACCUUGAGGAAUUCUGGGUUCUACGUCCUCUAUUUCGAGCUAUGGUCAACCGUUACAACACGCAUUGACCAACAUCUGAAGAGUAAGCAGUGUCAUCGCCCUCGGUUGGGCAUCGUUGUCUCCCUGCGCACUAGUACGCCAUGUGUUCACGCACCAUCGAGCUUCACCGAUGGUGCUCGGCUGCUUCUCGCGUCCACUAGAGAUACUCCUCAGUUCUGCUUGGCUGACACACAACGUGCCGGCCUUUCCACCAUGGACUCGAAACACUGUUGGCCAGUCACCUUAUCUCCUCAGGCUGCAGAGAUGCGUCUUAGCUAUUGCAUCCGGUCAUCCAGCAUUGCCACUGGGAUGGAACGCUAGCAACAUCCGCAUGCAUGUUGCAUUGCACGGACUGGCUCCUUCGUUCAGCUGAUCUGUAUCCCCACUCAACGGCUGGCUUUGCCCGUGGCCGGUCCGUUGUUAACUGACUAGGCCCUGCACGCUGACAGGCAUUGCUCUCU
This is a messenger RNA of Alternaria alternata, 880 nucleotides long. RefSeq lists its product as hypothetical. The coding region runs from base 270 to 740 and encodes 156 amino acids. NCBI's taxonomy places the organism in Eukaryota, Fungi, Ascomycota, Dothideomycetes, Pleosporales, Pleosporaceae. The record is from RefSeq and is a predicted model, not a curated record. The transcript is spliced from 2 exons.